This is a messenger RNA of Sorex fumeus (smoky shrew), 2640 nucleotides long. RefSeq names its product KH-type splicing regulatory protein (gene KHSRP). Lineage: Eukaryota; Metazoa; Chordata; Mammalia; Eulipotyphla; Soricidae. The coding region runs from base 16 to 2298 and encodes 760 amino acids. The record is from RefSeq and is a predicted model, not a curated record. Gene Ontology annotation, molecular function: mRNA binding. Gene Ontology annotation, biological process: regulation of DNA-templated transcription. Gene Ontology annotation, cellular component: cytoplasm; nucleus. The transcript has 19 exons.
CGGCCCCGCCGCGCCAUGUCCGACUACAGCACGGGAGGACCCCCGCCCGGGCCGCCGCCGCCCGCCGGCGGGGGCGGCGGCGCCGGGGGCGCCGGGGGGGGCGGCCCGCCGCCAGGCCCGCCGGGCGCGGGGGACCGGGGCGGCGGCGGCCCGGGUGGCGGCGGCCCCGGGGGCGGCGGCCCGGGCGGCGGCGGCGGCGGCGGCCCCGGGGGCUCGUCCGGGGGCCCCUCGCAGCCGCCCGGCGGGGGCGGCCCGGGCAUCCGCAAAGACGCCUUCGCCGACGCCGUGCAGCGGGCGCGCCAGAUCGCAGCCAAGAUCGGAGGGGACGCCGCCACGUCCGUGAACAACAGCACCCCGGAUUUCAGUUUCGGGGGGCAAAAGAGGCAGUUAGAAGACGGAGAUCAGCCCGAGAGCAAGAAGCUGGCGUCCCAGGGAGACCCCCUCAGCUCUCAGCUCGGACCCAUCCAUCCUCCUCCCAGGACGUCGGUGACAGAGGAAUAUCGGGUCCCAGACGGCAUGGUGGGACUGAUCAUCGGCCGGGGCGGGGAGCAGAUCAACAAGAUCCAGCAGGACUCGGGCUGCAAAGUGCAGAUUUCUCCAGACAGCGGCGGCCUUCCCGAGCGCAGUGUGUCCCUCACGGGGGCCCCCGAGUCCGUGCAGAAAGCCAAGAUGAUGCUGGAUGACAUUGUGUCUCGGGGCCGCGGGGGCCCCCCGGGACAGUUCCACGACAACGCCAACGGGGGCCAGAACGGCACCGUGCAGGAGAUCAUGAUUCCGGCGGGGAAGGCCGGCCUGGUCAUCGGCAAGGGCGGGGAGACCAUCAAGCAGCUGCAGGAGCGGGCCGGUGUGAAGAUGAUCCUGAUUCAGGACGGCUCCCAGAACACGAACGUGGACAAGCCUCUGCGGAUCAUCGGGGACCCGUACAAAGUGCAGCAAGCCUGUGAGAUGGUGAUGGACAUUCUCCGGGAGCGUGACCAGGGCGGCUUUGGGGACCGGAACGAGUACGGGUCCCGGAUCGGAGGCGGCAUUGACGUGCCCGUGCCCCGGCAUUCGGUGGGGGUGGUCAUCGGCCGGAGCGGGGAGAUGAUCAAGAAGAUCCAGAACGACGCGGGCGUGAGAAUCCAGUUCAAGCAGGACGACGGAACGGGCCCCGAGAAGAUCGCACACAUCAUGGGGCCCCCGGACCGGUGCGAGCACGCGGCCAGGAUCAUCAACGACCUGCUGCAGAGCCUCCGGAGCGGCCCUCCAGGCCCUCCAGGCGGUCCUGGCAUGCCCCCCGGGGGCCGGGGCCGAGGGCGAGGCCAAGGCAACUGGGGGCCCCCCGGCGGGGAGAUGACCUUCUCCAUCCCCUCCCACAAGUGCGGGCUGGUCAUCGGCAGGGGCGGUGAGAACGUGAAAGCCAUAAACCAGCAGACGGGGGCCUUUGUGGAGAUCUCCCGGCAGCUGCCCCCCAACGGGGACCCCAACUUCAAGCUCUUCAUCAUCCGGGGCUCGCCCCAGCAGAUCGACCACGCCAAGCAGCUCAUCGAGGAGAAGAUCGAGGGUCCGCUCUGCCCUGUUGGACCAGGCCCGGGGGGCCCGGGCCCUGCUGGCCCCAUGGGGCCCUUCAACCCUGGGCCCUUCAACCAGGGGCCGCCGGGAGCCCCCCCUCACGCUGGGGGGCCCCCCCCUCACCAGUACCCACCCCAGGGCUGGGGUAACACCUACCCGCAGUGGCAGCCGCCUGCCCCUCAUGACCCGAACAAGGCCGCCGCAGCAGCUGCCGACCCCAACGCCGCCUGGGCCGCCUACUACUCGCACUACUACCAGCAGCCCCCCGGCCCCGUGCCCGGCCCCGCGCCCGCGCCCGCGGCCCCCCCGGCCCAGGGCGAGCCCCCGCAGCCCCCGCCCGCCGGCCAGUCAGACUACACGAAGGCCUGGGAAGAGUAUUACAAGAAGAUCGGCCAGCAGCCCCAGCAGCCCGGAGCGCCCCCGCAGCAGGACUACACCAAGGCCUGGGAGGAGUACUACAAGAAGCAGGCGCAAGUGGCCACCGGCGGGGGCCCCGGAGCCCCCCCCGGCUCGCAGCCGGACUACAGCGCCGCCUGGGCUGAGUACUACCGGCAGCAGGCGGCCUACUACGGACAGACCCCCGGGCCCGGCGGCCCCCAGCCCCCGCCCACGCCGCAGGGCCAGCAGCAGGCAAGUGGGAACUGCCACCCCCCUCCUCCCCCCUUCUCCUUCCAGCCCCCGGCGACCGUCCAUCCUGCCUUAGUGGGCAGCGCCGGCAACCCCUUCCCCUGCGGGGUGUGCCCGUGAUGCCCGCCGCCGCCGCCGCGGGAGCACCCUGGAGCCGGGGCAGCGCGCCGGGUGUCAGGUGGACGGAAGAGGCCUCGGGCGCGGCCCGCUCGCUGGACGCUCGUGUCUGUGGACUGACGCGGACGGACGCCGCGAGGGAACUCCUGGACUGGCUGGUGGGCGGUGCCCGGGCCGCCGCUCGCACACUCGGAAGCCGGCCGCGCGGGGAGGAAAAGCGUCUCGUCCGCGCCCCGCCCCCACGUCGUUUUCUCCUGGGUUUUCUUCUUCUGGUUCCCUUUCUUCCGAAGCCCCACCCGUCCCGUGUCCGGGUGACGGGCGCGGGCCGGCCGCUGUGGCCCAGCC